AAAUAAAUGUAAAAGUCGAAUCUGUUAAACACAGAACUUCACGUCAACAAGAACAAUAAAGCUCGUAGGAAAUUUACGUCAUUUUUUACGACACAUACCAUAAACGGUUCUCCGAACCUCAAACGUGUUCAGAAAAUGUUUAGAAUAAAUAUAUACAUGCUUUAAAAUGGUGUCUUUGGACGACUAUCAGUUUUUGGAGAGAUUUAAAAGUAAACGCAUCCGACUUAUAACAAAAGAAAGCACAUUUGAGGGCAUCGUUCAACGCAUUAAUUUGAACAAGACCAUCAUCUUAGAUGACGUGGUUGAGAUCCGGAGCGGCAGCCGGUUUCGCGGAGCUAAACUCUUCUUUGGACAAGAAAUUCAGAAUGUUGAGUUUGCUCCCUCGUCUAACACUGACCCCCUGGAGGACGAGGAUCAUGGCAAGGUCGGCCAGCUGAGCCUGGCUGAGUUUCAGCCCUACAGAAGUACGCUGUUUGAUGAUGGAGUGAUAGAGGAGGAAGAGCACUCCGUGAACUACGUGGUGGUAGAUGAGUUCCACGAGAAGUUUGGUCCUGCACUGAUGCACAUCCGGAAGCAGCAGGUGAUCGGGCUUGGUCUGGAUGGAGUUGGUGCAUUUCAGAACGAGAGGCUCUGCUGGCUGCAGGUGGCAACCAAAAACAACGUGUACCUCUUUGACAUCUUGUUGCUGGGUGCCCGAGCUUUCAGAAAUGGCCUUUCCACCAUUCUGGAGAGCACGAACAUCCUGAAAGUCAUGCACGACUGCCGGAGGAUCUCCGGGUGUCUGAGUGCGCAGUUUGGCGUGAAUCUUCUGAACGUGUUUGAUACUCAGGUUGCAGAUGUGAUGCACUUUUACGCAGAGACAGGUGGAUUCCUGCCCACGCGGGUGAGUGUGCUGCAAGAGGUCAUCAACGAUCACUUAAAAAUGCCCUUGUCCUCUCUGAGCAUCAAAGAUCAGCUCUGUAGGGAAGACCAACAAGUCUGGUAUGUCCGUCCCUGCCCUGCUCCGCUCCUAAAAGUCAUGGCUUUGUCUGUGAUCCACCUGCAACCUCUCCGUCUUGUACUUUUGGACGCUCUGAUGUCUGACUACACCAGUCUGGUGGACUCUUAUCUAAAGAGCGGUCAGGAAAAUCCUAUACACACAGAGGACAUUGGCAAGAGCGGGCUGGAGCUCCCUCACGAGCUGCGUGAGAUUGACAUAAUCAAGCGUGAGAGACAGAAAAGGGCUGUGGACCACUACAACAUCACCAAGGAUGGACUUCUGGACCGCUACAAUAUCAAGCCUAUUUCAAAGCCAGACUCAGAGAUUCAGGAACAGCCUGAGGUUCUGGAUUACAGCCUGGAUGCUGGAAAAAGGUGUCCCUCUUUUCCUGAAACGUCAACACUAGAAGACGGAAGCGUACCAGACAAGAAGACGGCCUCUAUGCCGAGUUUAGGAAGGGGACUUAUGCUUUCUGCCCCACUGGAACCCAUCAGUGAAAGUGCACUACGCCAGACAAGCACUGCAAAGACAGAACCGUUCGCCUUCAUGGGGGGUGUAGCUCAAAACAGGUUCUGUUCUUUGCCUGUCAUGGGAAGAGGAUUCUUUAACAAACAGUUGUAGCCCCAAAUCACAUCGAAAAGAAAUGUCUGUAAAAGUGCAUGUAUAAAUCUGAAGUGGCAUUUUCUGUUUUGACAGUGUCUCGGCUUUUGCUAUGUUCAAAGUGAUUUGGAAGUAGUUUUGUAAACUGCUUAUGUGCAGAAAAAUGUUUUGCUUGUUGAUUUUUCCAUUAGUUCUUAGAUACAUUAGGUUAAAAAAAGCCAUAGAGAAUUUGCUUGUUGGCUGUAUAUGUAUUUAAUUUUUGGAACAAAAAAUGUUUUGUCUUGUUACCCAAGCUUUUUAUUUUAAGAUAUAAAAAGAUAAAGUUGGGGUUUGAAUUUUCAAACAAAAGUUUUAUUUGAUUAUUUUGACAUCUGCAGUACAGGUGUUAUGCUCAUAGGGGCAGUGUUGCUUACAGAAUAAAAAAAACCCUCUCAUGCUGAGUUUAAUCUGUGUAGUUAACAAGUAGCUGAUCAAUAAUUUGUGUUAAAUGUUCCUGUGGCUCUCUGGGUGCAUUAAUAAUGCAGUGGAAAUGUUGUACUGUCCCUGUUUUCAUUACUGUACCUCAUUAUAAUAAAUGUUCAAUGGCGUGUUUAAUCAUGUGCCGUUCAGUCAGCAUGGACAGGCCCAGCGGUCUGCAACUGUUCAACCUCACACUGACUGAUGUUUUUCCUUUCACUAACACAGUAUGUGGCUGAAAAAGUCGCUUCAUAAUGAAGUGAUCUCUGAGUCGUGGCCCUGUCAGAGCUUGCGCAGUCACUUUCACCCUUUGCUCAAGCGUGUAUGAAAGAGUUAAUGCUUUUAUCCGAACUGCAGGCAGAGAUGUUAGAACUACUUAUAAUAUAGCACCAUUGAAUUAUGGAGUUUCAUUCAUUUUUUAUUCUCUGAUAGUGGUGCAGCUGUAAAUCACGUCUGGAUACGUUAUUGUUUCUAUAGUAACAUUUGAUUCACAGGGAAUUGAUUUGACUUGAUAUUAAGAUUAAUUGUAAUAUUUCAUUUAUUUCACCAUGGCAAAUGUGUAUUUGUUGAUAUUGUGACUUUUACAGCUAUGAAAUAUCUACUUUUUAGACGGAGUCUUCAAUACCUGUGCUAUGUAAUAGUCAGAGGUCAAGCUGAAAAGAAGUUUUAAAUGGUAAUUAUUUACCUAACAGAUAAUGACAAGGGGUUUACCAACAUGCACAACAGUGAUUUAAUACAAUUUUUAUUGAAUUUUUUAAAAAGCA
Silurus meridionalis is the source of this 2799-nucleotide messenger RNA. RefSeq names its product exonuclease 3'-5' domain containing 1 (gene exd1). Gene Ontology annotation, molecular function: 3'-5' exonuclease activity; nucleic acid binding. The record is from RefSeq and is a predicted model, not a curated record. Gene Ontology annotation, biological process: nucleobase-containing compound metabolic process. Bases 167 to 1600 code for a protein of 477 amino acids. The transcript has a single exon. Lineage: Eukaryota; Metazoa; Chordata; Actinopteri; Siluriformes; Siluridae.